Molecule: messenger RNA, 5108 nt
Organism: Corticium candelabrum
Lineage: Eukaryota; Metazoa; Porifera; Homoscleromorpha; Homosclerophorida; Plakinidae
Product: inverted formin-2-like
Exons: 20
Coding region: 150-4940 (1596 amino acids)
Biological process (GO): actin cytoskeleton organization; protein phosphorylation
Molecular function (GO): actin binding; MAP kinase activity; small GTPase binding
Source: RefSeq, a predicted model, not a curated record
CAACAGAGACAGUUUGCGUGAGUAUUACGCAAUAGACUGUCAGUGUUAAGUCAUGAAGCUCGAUGUUUGCAAUUCUAGAAGAACGCGCGCUAAAGGUGUCACAAAAACUAUGUAGUAGAUUAAAUCAACUCUAGUCUAGACCUUGCGCAAUGAUUUCACUUUCAACUACGUUCCAAAUAAAACCUCAGCACGGAAGCACACUACGAGCUCGGUUUCAGACGUCAUUCGUUGAUAUCUCUCGCGCAACAAUGGCGUCCGGUGAUGUCAGUCGACAGGGAGGAUUCCACCGCACAACAGUCGGCGAGACGGUUUUCGAAAUCCCUCAUCGAUACCAGUACCUGAAAGCAAUCGGUAGCGGAGCGCAGGGCGUCGUCGUGUCGGCACUCGACACUCAGAUAGGCCAGCGUGUAGCAAUCAAGAAAAUGGCCAAACCUUUCCAGAACGUGACGCACGCGAAACGCGCCUACCGCGAACUGGUGCUCAUGAAGUCGUUCAAUCAUAAGAACAUCGUCGGCUUGCUCAACGCGUUCACUCCCGACAAGGAUUUGUCGAAUUUCUCCGACAUCUACAUUGUCAUGGAACUGAUGGAUGCGAAUCUGUCGCGCGUCGUGCACAUCGAUUUGGACCACGAGAGGUUGAGUUUUCUGCUCUAUCAGAUGGUGUGUGGCAUAAAGCAUAUGCACGCCGCGAAUAUCAUUCAUCGGGAUUUGAAGCCGAGCAACAUUGUUGUCAAAGAGGAUUGCUCCCUAAAAAUUCUCGAUUUUGGAUUGGCAAGGGCUGCCGACGGGGGAUUCAUGAUGACCCCGUAUGUGGUCACGCGGUAUUACAGAGCGCCAGAGGUAAUCUUGGGCAUGCGCUAUACGGAGAAUGUCGAUGUAUGGGCUAUCGGGUGUAUAUUUGCCGAGCUUGUUCGAGGACAGAUUCUCUUCCCGGGAACCGAUCAUAUCGAUCAAUGGACGAAGGUGAUUGAUUUAUUAGGGACACCUUCACGACCAUUUUUACAAAAGCUGCAGCCGAAUGUUAGACUAUACGUUGAGCAACUACCAUAUAAACGAGGUUACUCGUUUGAGGAAUUGUUUCCCGACGAGCUUUUUCCGAACAGCACACGAGAAGACAAGGAUCGGACUCAACUUGCUCGGCAUUUGCUGACUAGGAUGCUGAUGGUCGAUCCGACAAAGAGGAUCACGGUCGACGAAUGUCUUAAACAUCCCUAUAUCCAUCAGUGGUACGAUGCAUCGGAAGUCGAGGCUCCACCGCCUCUACGUUACGAUCACUCGGUCGAAGAGACCGACCAUCCUGUCGACGAGUGGAAGGCGCUACUAUACAGAGAGGUCAUCAACUGCAAGGAACGGGACCGACCUGCUGUUAGCAAGCCAUGUGAGGGACGUGUUACCAUGUGGCUUUGGCAUCAACUUACUGCUACAUCAAUAAGAAACUUGAGUGUAACUGUCGGAUUUUUACUGUUAAUGUGUUACAUGCUGUUGCUCUUACAUUGGAUGCUUGUAACAUUUGAUCUAGUAUCUUGUGCGAUUGUUGUGGAUGCAAAAGCACGUGCGCGUGUCAUUUUGUGCGUCGCUUGUUGUGCUCGGAAACGGCGGCGUCGACCGAAAAAUAGAGAAGCGACACGUACAAACAUGGCGGAGGUUGAUGUUGACAGUGCGUCGAAAGCAGACGACACAGUCGAAGGCAAGUCGUUUGAGGGCAACCAAUCGGAGACUGCAACUCCUAGACAGCGAGUUGGGUCCAAGUCAAUGAAGGAUUUGGCAGCCAAACUCGAUCUAAAACGCUCCCUAGGCAUCCGAAGUUCUCUAGAGGGUGCAGGUCCGGAGCUGGCUUUGUCGUUUCUGCAAAGAGGAAGUAGCAAUUUGACGGCUCUGAAAGCUCGACUGGCAUCUUGUUCGGACGAGUGGAUGUCUGGAUUUCUGGAUAUUAACGGAUUGGAGCUUCUGUUUGAUCAUCUGGUGAAAUUGGGAUCGAAGGGGUUUAUGAAGUUUGCUGAUGCUGUUGACCAGCUUUCUUGCGUGGGCUGCAUCAGAGCAGUUAUGAACUCGAGCAUUGGUCUGGAGUAUCUCAUUGACAGUCCAAGUCAUACAUAUGUGAGGACCUUGGCAGAAGCUGUUGACACAAAGAAUACAAUGGUGAAGAUGCAAGUGUUUGACCUGCUUUCUGCUAUAACUGUUUACUCUGAACUUGGAUACACUCUUGCUGUAGAUGCUCUAAAAAGUUACAGAAAAACAAAAGGCCAAUCGUAUCGCUUCAGCCUACUAGUAAAUGAGUUAAGAAAUGCAGAGAUGGAAACGUAUUCUCUUUCUGUGUUGUCUCUCAUCAAUUGUCUAGUCAGUGCUGCCCCAAGUAUAGAAGAUCGCAUUCGAGUCAGAAACGAGUUCAUUGGUCUGAAGCUGCUUGAUGUGCUAACUCAGUUGAGGCAUUCGGAAGAUGAUGAUUUAAAUACACAGAUUGACUUGUUUGAUGAGAUCAAGCAACAAGACGAUGAAAUGAUGUCAUCUGGUGGGAUUGACCUCAACAAUCAUCUCGACAUGUUCAGUGCUAUAUUCUGUAAAGUGAGUGACACACCAAGGGCAAUGAAUUUCUUGAGCAUUCUUCAGCAUCUCUAUCUGAUUGAUAAAGAUGGUGCUUCUGGAAAUAUAAUAUGGGAGGCAGUGGAGAAGAUUGUUCGUCGGGCCACAGUUCUGGCCUCCAGUGAAGAGAAGGCAGAGCAAGUAGUAAACAGUGGUUUAUCACAGCUCCUAGUCGCUAUUCAACGUGAUGUGUCUAAAGUGGUUGAGGAGACGGCAGAUGAACAGGUGGUUGGAGAUGACGGUGACGAUGAUGACGAUGACAGUGAUGAUGAUUUUGUGACACCAAUUUCGUCUCCUGUCCAUACCCCAAAGCUUCAGAGGAGCACGGUCUCAGUUGCACAAGUUGAACAGCCAACUUUACAAACUGAUCUCUCAUUGGAUGAAGAUGCCAACACUUCAACGGCUAGUAUUCCUUUGGUGCAGUCUAUAGCCUUACAACCUUCAGGUGGUGUUGGGCAAGCGAGUGCUUCUUUACCUCCAUCUUUGCCACCUCCACCACCUCUACUGCCUCCUGGACAGUCAGGAGUUCCUCCUUCUCCUCCUCUGCCAUCUCCAGCUCUACUUUCACCUUUUUCUGGGCAGCCAGAUAUACCACCACCUCCAUCUCUUCCUGGACAGCCAGGAAUCCCUCCGCCUCCUCCUCUUCCCGGACAGCCAGGGAUUCCUCUGCCUCCACCUUUUCCUGGACAGCCAGGUGUUCCACCACCUCCGUUUUUUCCUGGACAGCCAGGAGUCCCUCCUCCUCCACCUCUUUUUGGUCAAGCCGUUGCUGGACAUCCAAGACCACCUGGUGGGCCUCCACCACCACCUCCCAUGUUUGGUGCUAUGGCUGGACCAGCUGUUGCAGUUGAUGCACCCUUGCAACGCAAGCCUUCUAAGAAAAUGAAGAAGUUCAAUUGGAGCAAGUUACCUGUCAAUCGAAUUCAGAGUCCAACCGGGCAGACUGUUUGGAAUCGUGUACACCAAGUCCAAGCCCAGAAACCUCGUGGAACGAGGCUAGACCACGAACUAGUAGAGACGCUAUUCUCUCAGCCACAGAUUGAAAAGAAGGAAAAGCAAAAGGAGAAAAAAAAGGACACCGGAGUGGUUGAUCUCUUAGAUCAAAAAACGAGUUUAAAUGUGAACAUCUUUCUGAAGCAGUUCAAACGGGUCUCCAUUGAAGAUGUAGUGGAGCUGAUCAAGAAAGGCGACAUCAAACAGCUGGAUAUUGAUCAGUGUAAAGUAUUAAGUACACUGCUUCCUGAUCUCGAUGAUAUGCAGUCACUACUAGCUUAUAAAGGAGAUUUUAAAAGGCUUGGAGUUGCUGAGCGGUUCUUUAUGUAUUUGUGGAAAUUAGAAAGUUUCAGGUUGAGAGUUGAGUGUAUGAAGUUCCAACACGAAUUUGCUCAGGGUUAUGACCAUCUGUAUCCAGCACUGUCUUUGCUGAAAGCUGCUGCUAAAGAAAUUGAGGAUAGCGAAGAUCUGUAUGAGAUUCUGAGUAUUGUGCUGGAUACAGGAAACUUUAUCAACAUGGGCGGCUAUGCUGGUAAUGCUGCUGGAUUUAAGUUGGACUCACUGAUCAAGAUGGAUGACACUAGAGCUAACAAACCACGAAUGACACUUACUCAUUAUAUUGUUCAGGUGGCUGAAAAAGAUUGUCCUUAUGUCUUGGAUAUCGACCAAAGGAUGCCUCAUUUGGAGAAAGCUGCUAGGUUGUCAUUAGACACAUUACAAAGUGAUCUUCAUGAAUUAAAGACAGGUCUGUCUAAGAACGACAAAUCUUUACAGCAGGCUGCUGAAGAUCUGAAAGAGCAGAUGCUGGUGUUUAUCGAGACAUCAAAAAGCCAACUUCAAAGCUUGGAGAAAGUGAUGGAGGAAGUGGACACGUUGAGUAAAAGGCUGGCUGUCUUCUUUUGCGAAGACCCAAGCUCAUUCAAACUGGAGACCUUUCUUCAACUAAUUAGCACGUUUGUCAAUCGUAUAAAGGCUGCAAGGCAGGAGAACAUACAACGAAAGUUAAGAGAAGAGCGUGAAGAGAAACGCCGUCUACAGAAAGAAGAAGAUGAAAAGAAAAAGAAAGCAAAACGGGACGGAGCAAAGGCACUGGGACAACCACCAGAGGAUCUGUCUUCAGGCUGUGUGGAUCGUCUUUUGUCAGACAUACGUGGAGGCAAUAAGCUUAGAAAGCAAGCAUCAGAAGCAGCAUCUGUGGAGUUUUCUCAAUCGAAAAGAAGCAGUUGGGCUCCACUACAAGCACUAAGUAAAACUUUGCUCGAUGGAUUGGCUUUGGCUAAACGAAGGGCAACAAUAGCUGAGACGUCUUCAAAAGCGACAAUGAAAGGGUCUGAUCAUGCUGAUAGUGAUGUGUUGUUGGAAACCUAAUGGCCAGUCACAAUGAUGGUCUAACAGUUGGUGAUCGACACAAUAGGUCAAACAGCUUUGAAUGAAAAAAUGGUUUCUGUGUAAAUUUUAAAGGAUUUUGAUUGUAUAUUGAUCAAGUUGGAAUUGUUUUUCAUUUUGUGAUGGUACAGUUUUCUCUUCUACUUUGUA